Molecule: messenger RNA, 504 nt
Organism: Drechmeria coniospora
Lineage: Eukaryota; Fungi; Ascomycota; Sordariomycetes; Hypocreales; Ophiocordycipitaceae
Exons: 1
Coding region: 1-504 (167 amino acids)
Source: RefSeq, a predicted model, not a curated record
AUGGGCAAGCUGAGGGGGGGGGGGGGGGGUGUGUGUCCAAGCCACGAGUCCGUUCCGGGUCGCCGACGCCACGCAAAGGCAGAGAGUGCGGACGAGGGGCUGCCAAAGUUCGCCGUCGAUGUCAAGGCGAUCAUGUCGCGUCACGGACAGGUCGACCAGCAGCCAGACAGGACCGACACGGCCAUGCAGGGCGGUGACGACGAUGGACGGGAGGAGCCCCAGAUGGCCAGGUGCAGGGCGUCGACGUCGCAUGUCGGCCUGCGCACACGAGUGCACGGCACGUACUGUGCCAUGUGGACGGCCACAAUCUCCAUCGGUAGGGUCCGUCGGUACGAUGGGAAGCGACGGAGAAUCAUUCUUGACUGUACCGCGAGGUUGGUCGUCCGUCACAGCACCGUCGACGAGGAACAGGCUCCGGUUCGACCUGGCAUGCAUGGACGGCCGGUUGGCUCGGAGCGUCGUUCGAGAACCGUGGGUACAUUUUCGACCAGGCCGUUUGCUUGA